AUGAGCCCCGAGGAAAUCUCUCCCUCACAGAUCUCGGGAAGAUCUCGUAUAACAACUCACAGAUCUACAUUAUUGUCUUCUAGUUUUUCAACUGUUAGAGAUGGAUUAACCAGCAGAGAAAAAAGUAGUCUAUCUGUGGAGUCUUUGAGUCGAACAAAAAUUAAGUCUCAGUGUUCUAAUAGACCUGCUGUACAAAGAGAAGUCAUGGACAGGAACGCAAAAAUGCACAAACGAGAACAGAUGGCAUCACGACGCACCAAGAAACUCCUCAGAGUGGCCAAAAUUCGGCUGGAUGGACAACUAAAAGCUUUGAACAAACACUUUUUGAGGGAAAGCAGAGAAAUAGAGAGGGAGACCACGUUCAUUGAAGAUCAAGUAAAAAAGAUGGAAGAGGAAGAUAACCAAGUUACGAGAUUGCCACUGGAAACCCAGAACAGAAAAUCUCCAGAACUUCCGGUUUUACCUAGACCCAGAUUUCUAGGCUGUUCUACCCCUUCGAAGAGUGAUUUGUCGAUGGGUGGUCGUGGCGAGUGCCUGUACUGUAAUGACAGCAGGUGUCAUUACUUUCCAUGUUAUCUACCAGUUACUUAUCACGCAAUUGGAAUCACUGAAAGAGAGAAGAGCUUUUCGGUAUUAAGAAACUAUGAUACUUUAUUGAGUCGUUGCUCAAAAGUACGCCCGCCUAGCAGAAAGUCUGUAUUCGACGAACAAGAUGAGCUACCAAAGUUAUCGCCGCACGCCAGAAUUUCUAUACAUGAUAGAGAACGCGGUUUACAACAACUGGUGAAAGAAAUGAAAGACAGGAACCGGAAGCGAAAGCCACGUGACUGGGCUACGAAUUAUGGAGAACCACUUCCUCGAAGAAUAGUGCUAAAAUCGGUCACGCAUGUAUCAGAGUCUUUGCUGGAAAUUAACUGAGUCCAUAUUACAUAGAAUUUUAUCAUUUUGUUAAUAUUUUCAGCAGAUGCAUAGUGUCAUUUUGUAUCAUUCCUUUUGUCCAUUCUGUUAACUGGUUAAAGCUCGUGAUCUCAAAACAAAAUUUAUGUAAUCUUUAGAAUAAUAAAUUGAUUACAUCGUUAGACUAUA
Saccostrea echinata is the source of this 1086-nucleotide messenger RNA. RefSeq lists its product as uncharacterized. The transcript is spliced from 2 exons. Bases 1 to 918 code for a protein of 305 amino acids. NCBI's taxonomy places the organism in Eukaryota, Metazoa, Mollusca, Bivalvia, Ostreida, Ostreidae. The record is from RefSeq and is a predicted model, not a curated record.